Molecule: messenger RNA, 960 nt
Organism: Daucus carota subsp. sativus
Lineage: Eukaryota; Viridiplantae; Streptophyta; Magnoliopsida; Apiales; Apiaceae
Exons: 1
Coding region: 99-842 (247 amino acids)
Molecular function (GO): protein dimerization activity; DNA binding
Source: RefSeq, a predicted model, not a curated record
GGAUUAAGCGCCUAUAUAUACACGCACAUCAUCCAAUCUGCUCACCAUAUUAUCAAUUCAACGCAAGAACCCAAGAUUUUUAAUUUCAAGAAGUUGAUAUGGAGAGCAAGAAAAAAGAUCAUGAACAAAAGAGUCUUAAAAGAACUUCGUACAACAACAGGAAAGAGUGCAUCAAGAAGAAAACUAUGGAACUUGCCACAUUGUGUGGCAUUGAUGCAUGCACUGUUAUGUUUGGAGUUGAUGGUGAGAUUGAGUCUUGGCCUGAAGACCCGAAAGAAGCCAAGGCUAUCAUCAAGAAGUUUAAAGAUUUGACGAGUAAUCCUCAUAAAAGAACAACUGUGAAAGAUGAGUCUCGCAGGAAAGUUGUUGAUGUGCCUGGCGGGGAAGUUGUUUCUUGUCAAGAAAAUUCAACAGAAGUGAAGGGCAGUUUCGAAAACUUCAGUACGAAGAAGGUUUUUGCAGAGAAAGCCGAGAUUGUUGGUCUUGGGAGGAUGGUUGGCUCAUUGUGCUCGAGGCCAUCAUUGUUGACAGAGUAUCAAGAGUGCUUGAAGCAAGUGGAUGAUAAACUAGAAGCUUUGCUAAAGAGAAUAGAGUUUCUGAGAACAGAUCAAGAAUGCGGUUGUAUGGUAAACAAACAGUUGGAUUACUCGGAGAUGGUAAACAAACAGUUGGGUUACUCAGAGAAGAAGAAACGUUUGUAUUACCCAGAGAAUUCUAGCCCGAAGAGGAGGAAAGUAAGCGAAGAACCAGUGUUCCUGUUCGAUCUGAAUUUUCCACCACCGGAUCAACUCGAAGCCUCAUCUUUGAGUUCUGAAGAUUGUAGUGUUCUUCCUAACCGUUAAGGAUAUGUUAGGUUUAGGGGUAGUAGUUUUUAGGGGCUGGAGUCUCUCGUUAGCACAGAGCACAGAGUGCUGUUAUAGUAUCACUGUCUAGUUUGUUGUUACAUUGGUUCAAGUUUUG